Molecule: messenger RNA, 1647 nt
Organism: Malania oleifera
Lineage: Eukaryota; Viridiplantae; Streptophyta; Magnoliopsida; Santalales; Ximeniaceae
Product: putative UPF0481 protein At3g02645
Exons: 1
Coding region: 1-1647 (548 amino acids)
Source: RefSeq, a predicted model, not a curated record
AUGACUUCAAAAUUCGAUGAGCAUCAGUGGAUCCUUCAAAUCCGCCAGAGGCUGGAGGAAAAGCUCGAAGAGGAUGGAGAUAUCCAGCUUGUCUGCAUCUUCAGUGUCCCUAAAUCUCUUUUUUGUCGUGAUCCCCAUUCGUAUAUGCCACAACAAGUUGCUCUCGGACCUUACCAUCAUUGGCGUCCGGAGCUCUAUGGCAUGGAGCGAUAUAAGGUUGCCGCCGCCAAAAGAGUUCAGAAGCAGCUCCAAAGCCAUGAGUUUCAAAAUCUUGUCGAUCAACUGAUCAAGCUGGAAUCGAGGAUUCGAGAAUGCUACCAUAUGUAUAUUGAUUUCAAUGGUGAAACCUUGGCGUGGAUGAUGGCCUUAGAUGCUUCCUUCUUGCUUGAGAUCCUUCAAAGCUAUGGCAUCGUCAAAGAAGAAAGGGAAAUAGUGCGAGUUUCCUCGGGGAAGUCACAGUUGGUAGAUCAUACUCGGAGGAAAUCAGCUUACAACGCGACUCUUAGAGAUAUGAUAAUGCUUGAGAACCAAAUUCCUCUUUUCAUAUUGAGGAAGGUGAUGGAAUUCCGAUUCUCGUCUCAAGAACCUACGGAUGACAUGCUUCUUUCCAUGUUGAUCGGGUUUUGUAACGAGCUUUCGCCUUUCAAGAUGAUGGAAAAGUUUCCGAAAAUCCAAGUUUCAGAUAGUUCCCACAUGCUCGACUUUUUGUACCAUAUCAUCACACCCGAAGUCGAAGAACCAUCUGUUGCAAUCACGGUCGAAUACCAAGAUGAACCAAAAGAAGAGAAAAAUGGAUGGUUUGGGGAUACAAGUUACAUAAAGCAACUCUUUGAGCAGACAUGGAACUUGCUUUCAAGAUUAAACAUUGGUCUAAUACAAUCCAUAAGAAAAGUGUUGACGUCAGGAGCAGUUAAAGUCAUACUUAAAGCACCUUGGAAACUCAUCUCUAACCUUCCUGGCUUUACCUUCUUGAAGUUAGUUGUUGAAUAUUUAUUGUUAGCCCAAGACAAAGAGGCAGUGAAACCAGAAAAUGGGAGCUCUAGCUCCAAUAGUAACAUUUACAAGCCCCCAUUAGUGGAAGAAAUAGCAAUACCUUCUGUCACCCAGCUCUCAAAAUCCGGAGUUCGCUUUUCGCCCACAAAUGGUGGCAUAUCAACCGUUGGAUUUAACAUUAAAACGGCUACAAUUUACCUCCUUAUUGUCAGUGUAGAUGUAAACACUGAGGUUGUUUUGAGAAACUUGGUAGCAUACGAGGCAUCGAAUGCAUCGGGGCCGUUGGUUUUUACCCGUUACACAGAACUAAUGAAUGGGAUAAUCGACACGGAGGAGGAUGUGAGACGACUUCGAGAAAGAGGGAUCAUUUUGAACCAUUUGAAGAGUGAUCUAGAGGUGGCCAACCUGUGGAAUGGUAUGAGCAAGUCCAUCAGAUUGACAAGAGUGCCAUUCCUGGACAAGGUGAUUGAAGAUGUGAACAAGCACUACAACAGCAGAUGGAAGGUAAAAGCUGAUAAAUUUAUGAAGCGCUAUGUGUUUGGCUCAUGGAAAAUUCUCUCAUUGUUGGCUGCAAUUAUGCUUUUGCUGCUAAUGAGUUUCCAGGCUUUUUGUUCUGUGUACAACCCUCGUAUAUUUCAGGUCAAAAGCACUUGA